Molecule: messenger RNA, 1576 nt
Organism: Lindgomyces ingoldianus
Lineage: Eukaryota; Fungi; Ascomycota; Dothideomycetes; Pleosporales; Lindgomycetaceae
Product: FMN-linked oxidoreductase
Exons: 2
Coding region: 58-1347 (429 amino acids)
Biological process (GO): tRNA dihydrouridine synthesis
Cellular component (GO): cytoplasm
Molecular function (GO): flavin adenine dinucleotide binding; tRNA dihydrouridine synthase activity
Source: RefSeq, a predicted model, not a curated record
UCUCUCUCACCCAGACAUGGAAUGCUCCGAACACUCACCUUCAUAGCCCGAGCAGCCAUGGCGUCCCCCAAACACGUCCCCAUCCCUAAAAAUGGCGUCGAUUACCGCGGUAAAGUUGUACUUGCGCCGAUGGUGCGGUCCGGGGAACUUCCUUCACGAUUACUUGCAUUGAAAUAUGGCGCCGAUCUGGUAUGGGGUCCGGAAACGGUUGACCGAGCGAUAAUAGGCACAAGGCGCCGCCUGAAUCCACAUACGAACACAAUUGAAUUUUCUCGUCUGCCUACAUCCAAGAUAAAGAAUCCAACGCUUGAUCCUUCUAAUCGUGAAAGCGUGAUCUACCGAAUACAUCCCGAGCUCGAGCGAGGAAGGCUGAUAUACCAAGUCGGCACCGCAAAUCCCGAUCUUGCAGUCCAAGCCGCGAGGAUAGUCGCACCGGAUGUCGCAGGUAUCGAUGUGAAUGCAGGAUGUCCAAAGCCUUUUUCGACCGCUGGAGGAAUGGGCGCAGCGCUGUUGAAGACACCAGACCUCCUCUGCAGUAUCUUGGAGAAAUUAGUCGAAGAAGUGGGGAAAGAGUUUGAGAUAGGAAUCAGCGUCAAAAUCCGGCUGCUAGAAACCGCCUCAGAAACGGAAGCCCUAGUCAGACAAUUAGUAGCAACAGGUAUAACCGGCCUAACCAUCCACUGCAGAACCACUCCUAUGCGACCUCGCGAGCGCGCCAUCCGCGACCAACUCAAACUGGUCGGCUCUAUAUGUCGCGAAGCCGGCGUUGCAUGCCUGAUGAACGGCGACAUAACCUCGCGCUCCGAAGCCCUCAACCUCAUCCGCGAAUACAACGUUGACGGCGCCAUGAUCGCCACCGAGGCUGAGAAAAAUCCCAGUUGCUUCCGCCCUGACGCAGAAGGCGGCCCGCAUGAAUGGAAAUCUGCGUGGAAGAACGUCGUCGCUGAGUACAUAAGGUUUGCUCUACAAGUCGAGAAUCGGUGGGGGAAUACAAAGUACCUUCUUGGCCAGAUGAUUCCGGGGAAAGAUAAAUGCUAUGUGGAGAUGAAUCAAUCUAAGUGCUACCAGGACGUGAUUAAAGCGCUAGGUUUUGAGGAUGCGGAGGGGGUUUUGGAGAAGGCGAAGGCGGUCGAUCGGCGUUUGGGACUGCCACCCCAGGAAUCGAGAGCAACGAAACGAGCGCGAGUGAGGGAGCACACGAAGAGCGAUGCGCCAGUUGAAAGUCUGAAGAGUAAUCAAAAGCCCGAAGAAGAACCGGAAACAAAACGGAUCAAGGCCGUUGAGGCGCCGAUGGAAAUCCCGAUUCCUCCUCAAGAGAUGGUUGCACCAGCGGUGCUCUCUGUGUAAUGUCUUUCUACUAUGGAUAUGGGAGGGAACUGAUAUUGCCGGUUUGGGGGACUCUGGGGUUAUGCAUAGCAUAGGUUGAAUAAGAUGGCGUUUGUAGCAUUUAUAAAAGCGAAUGAGUAUGUAUAGAAUUUUCUUUCAGGAAGGCUCACAUGGGAAGGGGGUUCAUGACAUUGGUUACGGAGGCCAAGGCCACUCACGUAGCAAUUUACAUACGUGUUUUCAUACACAA